UGAGCGAAGCUGCUGAUUGGCUGCCGGGUCGCCCCUGUGUCCGCACUGUUAGGGAGCUGGAGAUGCUGAGCCGCACAGCUUACCCCGAGCCAGAGGCGGCGGAGCUCAGCUGGGAGCGAGGCGGAUAGGGGCGGACAGCCCGGGCAGUGACCUGCAGGGACCAGCCAGACCCCCACAAUGGACACGGACUCAGGGGACCUCAGCGAGGGGGAACUCUCCCCAGGACCAGAGUUAUUUAGCUCAAAGAGCUUUGCAGUUCAAGCCCAGAAGAAGAUUCUGAGCAAGAUGGCAACAAAGUCUAUGGCAAAUAUGCUUAUUGACGACACAAGCAGUGAAAUCUUUGAUGAGCUUUUUAAAGCAACCAAGGAACACGUAAGGAAUAAGAAAGAAGCUCACAAAAUCCUUAAGGACCUCAUAAAAGUCGCAGUAAAAGUUGGCAUUUUGUACAGGAACAACCAGUUCAGCCCAGAGGAACUGGAAAUUGUGGAAAAAUUCAGGAAAAGGCUGAAUCAGACAGCAAUGACUGCUGUGAGCUUCUACGAAGUUGAGUACACGUUCGAUAAGAAUGUGCUGUCCGGACUCCUUCAAGAAUGUAAAUCACUUUUACAUGAUUUAGUGCAACGUCACCUGACACCAAAAUCUCACAGUCGAAUCAACAGGGUUUUCAAUCACUUUGCAGAUGUUGAAUUUCUUACUGCCCUCUACAGCCUUGAUGGGAAUUGCAGGCCAUACCUCAAAAGGCUAUGUGAGGGAGUGAACAAACUCCUUGAUGAAAAGAUCCUUUAAAACAUUGCCUUUGAACUUCUCAUGUUUGCAUAAUGUUGUAAGGAAACUGAAUGAAUAUUAUUGAUAUUAUUUCAGGUGGCAAGAUAACAGCAGAUGUCUGUAGAGAAUGCAAUGUGUGAAUACUUCAUUUUUGUUUUGUUUUUUGUUCUAUGUUCUGGAAUUACUUGGAUUUUUUUUUUAUCAUUUGUAAUGAAUGAGGCAUUCACCCGCAAUCACCAGUAUAUUCCCUUAAGCAAGGAGAAAAAGAUUAUUUUUUGUAAACUUUGACUGAUGUCAUCGACAAACCAUUUCAAAUUGUUUGUGAGCUUAAGAACCAUGGUACUCCAAGAAAGGAAUGUUGAGUGUGAUCAUUUCUGUCAGUGGACAGUGCUUGAACUCUUCUGGUUUUGGGGGAUUUUAAACCCUCUGCUUCACCACUUGCUUUUAUGUUUUCAUUUACUCUUAAAUCUAUGAAACCGUGCAGCUUGCCAAUAAAAGCAAAAAUGUUGCAUGACA
Pelobates fuscus (common spadefoot toad) is the source of this 1281-nucleotide messenger RNA. RefSeq names its product TNF alpha induced protein 8 like 3 (gene TNFAIP8L3). The transcript has 2 exons. Lineage: Eukaryota; Metazoa; Chordata; Amphibia; Anura; Pelobatidae. The record is from RefSeq and is a predicted model, not a curated record. Gene Ontology annotation, cellular component: cytoplasm. Bases 178 to 786 code for a protein of 202 amino acids. Gene Ontology annotation, biological process: regulation of apoptotic process.